Styela clava is the source of this 2275-nucleotide messenger RNA. NCBI's taxonomy places the organism in Eukaryota, Metazoa, Chordata, Ascidiacea, Stolidobranchia, Styelidae. The record is from RefSeq and is a predicted model, not a curated record.
UUACAGUUAUAUAUUUACAAAUUCAGACAUAAUUCUAUUCUUUUUUCCGAAGCAUUGUUACCGCAUAGUGAGUGAUUAUGUAUUUUACUUGGAUACUCAUGAUACUAUGCGUUGAAAUAUUACAUGGACAUCGAAUCCCCGAAGAAGGUUCGCAGGGCCAACAAAAACAUCCGCGUAACAAAAUCGUAAGCGAAACUUUUAAAAAACACUCCAAGGUAAUGCAGCAAGAACCAGAGCAUCUGGAAAUGUUCUCGACAGAAGCAGAUAUAGAAGGGAUUACCGAUUGGUUUCAAGCGCGGAAUUACUAUUACUACAAACUAUUUGACGAAAAUGCCACCCAGGCAGAGGCGAAGGCAACUUGUAAGUUACACGGUGGCCUACUGGCAUCGGCAGGAAUUCGAGAUGAAAGCGUUCGCAGAGAACUCGUAUUCAACUUGCUCAGGACUGGAAAUUCCGACACUUGGAUUGGUUUGAACGACAUUGGAGAGGAAAACAAGUUUAUUUGGGAAGAUGGUAUGCCGACAAGGGGUAUUCUAUGGUAUUAUCGUCAACCUGACAACGAUGGUGAUCAAGAUUGCGUUGAGAUGGGUCCUGGCUAUAAUUGGAGGCUGAACGAUGAAGAUUGUAACGAAAAAAAUAAAUAUUUAUGCGAGAUCGAACCAUAAUUUCACAUUUAGGGGACUGAUAAUGCAUAAAUCAUAAUUAACAUUAAACGAUAUUUAACCAAGAUGGAUGGGUAUUAAACUUAUAUCUCAUCAAACUCAACUGUCAACAAGAAGAUAAUUAAAUCCGCAACCAUUAUAAUGUAUAAGCAAAUGAUGAGAUUCAUGAGGUGAUAUUAGCGAACCUGUUCUUGAAAUCUUGUGUUAUUAGCGCACUUGUUCUUAUAAUCUCGUGAUAUGAUAGCGAACCCGUUCUUGAAAUAUCGUGAUAUUAGCGAAUUUAUACUUGAAAUAUUGUGAUAUCAGCGAACCCGUUCUUUAAAUAUCGUGAUAUUAGCGUAUCUGUUUUUAAAAUUUUGUAAAGUUAGCUCGUGAUAUUAGCGAUCCCGACCCUAAAAUAUUGUGCUAUUAGCGAACCUGUUCUUGAAAUCUCGCGGAAUUAGCGUACCCGUUCUUAAAAUUUUGUGAUGUUAGCGAAUUUAUUCUUGAAAUAUUGUGAUAUUAGCAAACCUGUUUUAAAUAUUGUGGUAUUAGCGAACCCGUUCUUUAAAUAACGUGAUAUCAGCAAAACUGUUCUUGAAAUCUCGAGAUAUUAGCGAACCCAUUCUUGAAAUCUCAUGAUAUUAACGAACCCGUUCUGUUAAAACAUCGUGCUAUUAGCGGAAUUGUUCUUGAAAUCUCGAGAUAUUACCGAACCCAUUCUCGAAAUCUUGCGAUAUUAGCAAACCUGUUCUUGGAAUCUCUUGAUAAUAGCGAACCCGUUCUUGAAAACUCGUGAAAUUAGCGAACCCGAUCUCGAAACCGCGUGAUAUUAGCGAACCUGUUCUUGAAAUCUCGUGAUAUUGGCAAACCAGCCCUUGAAAUAUCGUGAUAUUAGCAAACCUGUUCUUGAAAUCUUUUGAUAUUAGCGCACCCAAUCUUUUAAUCUCGUCAUAUUGGCGAACCUGUUCUUGAAAUCUUUUGAUAUUAGCGCACCCAAUCUUUUAAUCUCGUCAUAUUAGCGAACCUGUUCUUGAAAUCUUUUGAUAUUAGCGCACCCAAUCUUUUAAUCUCGUCAUAUAAGCGAACCUGUUCUUGAAAUAUCGUGAUAUCAACGAGCCCGUUCUUAAAACAUAGUGAUAAUUAGCGAAUCCCUCCUUGAAAUAUUGCUCGUUAAAAGCGCAACCCGAUAUUGAAAUAUUGUUCUAAUUAGCGAACCUGUUCUUAAAAUAUCGUGAUAUCAGCGAACUCGUGCUUGAAAUAUCGUAAUAUUAGCGAGCCCGUUCUUGAAAUCUCGAGACAGUAGUAAACUCGUCCUUGCUUUAGUGUUUGAACAGGCGCAGCAAAUACCGCAAUCGACAACGAGCGUUAUAUUUGGCAUUUUGAAAGUUUACGUCUAGGAAAAAAAAGUUCUAAUAUGCAUUCGUGAUGACGACACCCUUUUAUUAAACCAGUGUCCGUGUAUGGGUAUCGUAUUAGUUUGUGUCCCAAUAAGAAAAUACGUUAUAAUAUGUAUAUUUGAUUUAGACAUUCUCUUUUUGAACAGUGUACACUGUACGUAAUACUUUUUGUCACCGAAUAAUUUUCUUUUACCAUGAUUGUAUAUAUCUGAAAUAAACAUGAUUACUAACCAG